AUGGCGUUCAAGAAAGGCGGCGGCAAGAAGGUCUCUGUCAAGAAGCAGAAGCACGGCUUCGUGCGCGCCAGCAGCUCCAAAGGCAGCAAUCCAUUCGACGUGCGUGGCAAUGCCAGCAAGCAAAAGCACGAGGUUAUCGGACGUCGCGUCAAAGGCGCAGGCCGUAAUGUAGCAGCAGCACGCGCCGAGGCCGAGCGUAAGCGCCGUAAGACACUAGGUGCCGAGUUUAAUGCUCGUAACAAGAGCAACGUGUUCAAAGACAAGCGUCUGGGCGAACAGGACCCCACAUUGUCCAUGGAGGACAAAAUGAUGGCACGUUUCCAGACCGAACGCAAGCGCAAGCUGCGCAACGCGUCCGCCUUUGCGCUACACGACUCCGACUCGGAGCAAGAUGACGACGACGCGCUGUUUCUAACGCAUAAAGGCGCCAAGAUCACCGACGACGACUAUGACCAGCUCAAUGCCGACGGCCCAUUAGACGACGAGGACGACUCAGCGGAAGGCAGGAAGAUGGACAGAGACAUCGUCAACCAGCUCCACUUCGGAGGUGGCAAAGGAGAUAACGACGAGGGAGAUGGCAAGAGAAAGACGCAUAAAGAGGUGAUGCAUGAGGUGAUGAUGAAGGCCAAACUGUACAAGGCGGAGCGUCAGAAGAACAAGAGCUCGCAGGAGGAUGCGACCGAUAAAUUGGACGAGGGCUUCGCAGAUGUCCGUGGGCUGCUGGAAUUCCGUCCCACACGUGCGAAUGGCAAGGAAUUGUUGCCGAAAGAGCCCAUGGAUGACUUUGACAAGCUCACGCGAGAGUUUGCCUUUGAGGCUAAAGCCAAGGCCACGGAGCGUCGCAUGUCGCCGGAAGAAGCUGCUGCAAAGGAGCGCGAUCGACUGGCAGAGCUGGAAAAGAAGCGUGUGGCGCGUAUGAAUGGCGCAGAUGAAGAGAGUGACAGUGACAGUGACGGGAAGCGGAAGAAAGGCAAGAAGAGCAAGAAAAAGACCCCGCAGCUGAUCAUGAUGCCGCCUACCGAUGACGAUCUCACAGAUGGCUACGCCGUGGAUGAGCGUUUUGCCGCUGAAGAGGCUGAAGAGGAAGACAACGACGAAGAGGAGAGUGACGAGGAAUCAGAAUCUGAUUCUGAGGCGGAAUCAGAUGAUGACAAGGAAGAGAAGAAAGAAGAAGAACCGGAAGAAGACAAGGACGAGGACAGUGACGACGAAUCGGACAAACUGAAGCGCCAACAGGACGCCGAGGAGGCUGCUGCUGAGCUUCCGUUCGUGUUUGAAUGUCCCGAAUCUCCUGAAGAGCUGGCGUCGCUGUUUAAGCAACACGCACGUAACUCUCCUGAGAAGCGAGGCCUUAUCUUGGAGCGUAUCGUGACGUACUACAACCCGCGCCUUAGUGUGGAGAACAAGAACAAGAUGAAGCGCUUCUUCGCCGUCCUAGUGCGUCAGCUCCUCAUCUUCGCGGCGCGAUACGCCGGACACAAGCACGAUUUGGACGCGCUAGCCAAGAACAUGUACACUUUGGCUCAACAGAUGGGCGAUACGGCGGGUAUUGUGGUGCGGGAGCUGCUAGCUCAGCUCUUUAAGCGGCUGCACAAGCGUGCGUCGACGUCUGCGUGGCCCACACUACCGGAGUUGCUUCUGUUCAAGGCCCUAACGUCAGUUUUCCCCACGUCGGACUUACGACACAACGUGGUGUCUCCUAUGGAGACGUUACUGGGCGAGAGCUUGGCUCGUGGCUCUGUCACUUCGCCACAAGAGGCUACGCAAGCGCUGUUUACGGCGUCGUUGUCUCUGGAUAUGACACGCGGUAAGGAACGCUUCAUGCCUGAAGUCGUGAGCUUCCUGACGCGUAUUCUACGUGCCUUUGUGACGUCAAGUGACGAGAACUCAACGCACUGGCUACGUCGCGACUUGUUGGAGUGGGUAGCAGCUCAAAAGGAGGGCAAGAUGCCUGCUCUACCACGUCUGUCAUUGGCUGGAAGCUCGUCUUGCAACGGUGUUCAAGUGUUGAGCGCUCUACUGGCUCUACUGGACGCUGCGUCGGCUCAGUACGCGUCGUUGCCGUCCUUUGACGAGCUUUUCUACCCGCUCUACCUGUUGUUGCAUGCAAUUGUGAAGCAACUGGAGAACAAUAAAGUAUCGGAGGUCAACGCUGUGAUCUCCAAGCUUCAUACUCGUCUCGAGGCUUGCUGGGACGCUCGUCGCCCGCUCCGACUGCAGAGUUUUGCACCUUCGACGUUGCCGACGUUUGCGCCACACUUUGAUGAGAAUUACACGGUGCGUAAGGACAAGACGGCGCCGAAGGACACUGCGCAACUUAAGCAGCUGCAACGCCAAGUCAAACGUGCCCGCAAGGGAGCUGCGCGUGAACUUCGUCGUGACGCUGAGUUUAUCCACCGCGAGAAGCAAAAGGAAGAAGAGGCGCGUCUGGCUGCCAAGGAGGAGAAACAGAAGGAGAUCCGUCGCUGGCUUGAGGAACAGAACGCCACGUUCAACCAGCAAGUGCGCAAGGGCGGCAACAUGCUCAAGGGCGGAGGCUCCGCUCGUGGACCUGCUCCUCGAGCGCGUACCCCCAGGAAGUAG
Molecule: messenger RNA, 2583 nt
Organism: Phytophthora infestans T30-4
Lineage: Eukaryota; Oomycota; Peronosporomycetes; Peronosporales; Peronosporaceae
Product: nucleolar protein, putative
Exons: 2
Coding region: 1-2583 (860 amino acids)
Biological process (GO): maturation of SSU-rRNA
Cellular component (GO): nucleolus; small-subunit processome; Noc4p-Nop14p complex
Source: RefSeq, a predicted model, not a curated record